GUUCGAUUGACCUUUGGAGCUACUAGUGUGACAUAGCAUGCAUGAUUUGUGAAGUAUUGCGAUGGACUUGGGUGAGAGAGGUUUUACAGUCGAUGCAAGUCCGUUUUUGAAAUCACAUAUUGAAUCGAAGACUGUGAGACUGUACAAUUACCACGACAUACCAUAUUUCCUUCGAGGAAAUCCUUACGUGACAUCUGGAUACAGAGCCUUCUUAUCCAUCAGGUUAUGUUUUAAAAGGUAAGAUCAUGUAUUCAAGAAGGGAUUGAUCAUGAAAGGACUUAUGAUUGAUUAAUUUUUAUAGCAUACAUACAUACAGAAAACUUUAUUUAAACUCGGAAAUUGAUAAAGUAUGAAAGUAUAAAAUUGCUACGAAUGCGCAUAUUAUUAGUCUCAUCUUUGAAAAAAACUCUACACAGUAAUACAUCAGUCAAUUCCAGCUGCGCCCAGCAGUUAUAUUCUGAUAGGAAACCACGUGCGUGUCAAGACCUUGGGGUUGGCCCCAGGGUUGGCAAAUGCCCGGCCCCCGGGCAGCACAAAAUUUUCAAAUGCCCCACCCCCGGGACUGACGAGGCAGGCAAAUGCCCCGCAGUAGUCCGGGGGACCUGGGCACAGCUGGAAUUGACUGAUGCAUAAUAUUAUGAAUAGUGCGCUUAAAAGCAAUGAGAGAUUCAAAAGUUCUUAUGUUAUCAGGUAGCGUGUUUGUUUCCCCUCCCCGAGCGUUUGUCAUUUUUUUAGUCGGAAAGCUUAGAAUAUCCGCAGUGGGACCAGCAGAUUUAUGCAAAAACUGGACUCUGGCUUAUUAGAGACAAAAAUGUUUGAGUCCCCACCUACGACCACCACCACCCCAGAUGGACCAGGAUCUGGCCUUCCAUGCGCUUAAAGGGACUGUGUCACGAUAGUACGCAUGUGUGAGCUGUGACAGUACCUGAUUGUUUUUAAUCCAAUUGGAAGCUAGUAAGAUGCAUGCAAGGAAAUUUACAUAAUUCAAAAUUAGUUGUUUGCGAAGCAGGAGACUUCCAGACGUUUUUGUUGCAUUUUAUAUAUCACCAUAAUUUAUAUUUAUUCACUAGUAUUUCUCAGAUACAUCUCGCAGCCAAUAAGAAUAAGAUUAACAACCCUGUCCUGCUUUGAAACAAAUAUUUACCUACGUGUAUUUUACGUACCCACGCUUGCAAACCAGUCUCCGAUCCGCAAACGAAAAUAAUUUGUAAACAAACCUUGCUGAUCACUCUGUUUGCACUAUAUAAACUUAGAAAUACCUGAAAAUUGCCCCUGACCAGUGACCAAAACAACCAGUAACGAAUAAGGCAAAACAUUUUCGUUAAAAUGCGAGCUAAUUAAUGCACACUAUGAUAAAUAAGCCAUGCGUUCGGCUAGCAGGAUGAACGCUCUGCAUGAACCACACUGUAACUCAGACGUUACCGAGUUCAAAUCAUAAGGAAACCAGAUAAUAAACAGAACAUUAAGGCAACAAUUUAUUUUUAGAAGAUCAGUUCUUAAACAUUUACGCUCGUACAGCAAAGAUGCAAGGAACAUUGCGAGUACAGUGAACUACAUCCGUAAAGAUCGCAUGGCCUGUUGUCAGUACUUUCUGGUAUACAACUACGGAUAGGAGUAAUAAAUCGAAUGCGUCAACCAGCCUGUUAAAACAUUUCAUGUUCGGUGGAUUCUUUCCUCAAACCUCACACAACUUCCUGUACAAUAAAAGAUUGCUUGGUUUUCUCCUUCUGAUUCCAGGCACUCGAGAGAGUAAAUUAUUGCAGACAAUCGAAAGUCAUGUCGCAGAUCAGCGUCACUUGCUGUUGCAUCCCAUUUUUAGCCACGGCUGUAUCGAGGAAACCCUUUUAAACAUUCUUUACAUAUUUAAUGUUUAAAACCUAACCGAAAAUGGUAGAUCGUUCGCUACAGAACUUCAUAGACAGAAGUGAAAGCCAGGUGACCUCUUUAAACACCACAUUUGAUCCGUUUGUUAGAACACUGACAACAAAUUAAUAAUAUGCCUUUGUGCACUUUUCCUCUAUGACCUCGAAUUUUCUCAACAAUGCUUGCACAAGAAUACAAAAUAUGGCCUUUAAAACUUCCAAAAUGGACCAAAUAGCUCUUGAAUACUGUUGUAUCAGCUUUCUCAGGCAUCUCAGGGUCGAUGGAAGAGUAUUUUUUCACCAAAAGCCAAUCUUUAAAACAGGUUCGCAAGACCAGAAAUCAAGAUGCCUCACAUGCACAGGAGCGUGUCACAGGCCCUUUAAUGAAAAUGUUCCAAUCAGCAGGUUUUAUGACUCCAACUCUAACAAGUCAUUUCCCCCUUAAACUAUACUAUUCAUGGUCAAGUGUAGGUCACCUUUGACAAAAUUUGCCUGGAACAGGUUUGAAAAUUCAUCUUUUCAUUGUGUGGAACUGAUCAGAGGCUCAGCAUCACAGCCCUGGGGCAAGGGCAAGUCUAACACUAGUUAGUUGUCAAUCUUUGUUACAUAGCACCAGUGCAGAGUGUUAAAACUUUCAUAACACAGUAACAGGGCCACACUUGGUCAAAUACCACUUUUUUUCAGCUGAAAUUUGCAGACCAGAUGCCGGAAAAUAAUACCAUCUCGAGUCUAUCCUACACUAAUUAACCUUACAUCACAGUUCAGAUUCCCAGCACAUGGGUAAAUUUUUAAUUCAGUCAUGUAACUGUUGUAGACAAAAAAACUAGCUAGCAUCUUAGUGGUUAUUGUAAUUUUGAAAAAUUUGUUUUUGUCUUUCUUUCAGUCUGUUUGUGUUGUCCAAUGAAUCUAUCAACAUCUGGUCCCAUUUGGUUGGAUUUGUCUUCUUCUUUUAUCUUCUUCUUGCUGACAACUUGGUUAGAAUUCCAGAAAACAAUGGCACCUUCUCUGAUCAUGUUGUGCUGACCUUAUUACUCAGUGGUUUCAUGGUAAGAUAAAUUUCAUGUACUCCUUAAAAUAACCUGAGAAAAAAGCCAACAUUUUCAUGACACCACCAAUAAUAAUGGUUUCCCUGGAAAUGAUGUCUAAGGAUGAUGCACAGAAAUUCCAUCACAGGUGAAGGGUCAUUUCCAAGUGACAAGUCUUCAGUAUGGAAUUUCUGUGCUCGUUCCUUAGACAUCGUCUUACAGGGAAACUGUUGGUGGUGUUGCAAAAUGUUAGCUGUUUUCUCAGCUUAUACCUAAAACUGCUGUGAAAGGUUAACCAACUACAAGUGCCAUGUGACAUCACUGAAUCAUAAGGAGAAAAAUAGAUUUUUUGUUAUACUACAAACCCAGUAAAUUUCAUUUCGGUAGCUUCAAUAUUCUGAUGUGGGGAAGGAAUAAUACUCCCUCCCUUCCCCCAGUCACAGAAAAAAGAAUAGGUAUGGUUUGAAUAAAUAGUAUUCAUUCUAUUCAAGCAUACCCUUAAUUACCUGUUGCUUUUCUUUUUUAGAUUUCUAUGUUCUUCUCAGCCUGUUAUCACUUAUUUUGUUGUCACUCGGAAAAGGUUUUUCACCUGUGGCUGUCACUAGAUUUGGCUGGUAUUUCUCUUGGUCUGUGUGCUUGCUAUAUACCCGCCGUCUAUUAUGCUUUCUAUUGUCAUGUGGUAGGUAUCUAGAAUGAUGGUGCAGGUCAAAAUAAAAUUCAGGUUAAAAUUUCUUAAAGUAGGUUGGAUUUCAAUAUUUUCGUUCUCUACCAAGUCCUAAUUAUUGAUGAAUUAGGUCUACAAGACAAGGGAAAUUUAGAAUCAACCUAGGUUUAAAAAAGUUAACCUGAUUUUUAUUCUGAUCUGUAACAGAGACACUUAUCACUUUAUGACAUAGAAUUUUAUGAAUGGUAAUGGCUCAGCAUAUACCAAGAAUUAUUAAUCCAUGUGGGACUUUAUGCAAAGCUAUUUCCAGCUCCUAAAGGGCUUUGCCAACUGAACAAGUGAGUCUGUACCAAGUCAAAAGUGCUUAGCUGCAAAAUGUGCCUCUUAUUUUAAUAAGAGUGGGAAAUUUAUGCAGACAGACAUGAAGGGUAGAAUUGGAGUAGGUCCUUUUGAUUCAUUUAUUUACUCUCAGUGAUGGCAAGGAGCAAUUGGUUUCGUUGUGAAGCCUUCCUUGAGUGACGCGUUCAUCCUUCAGUAUUAACAAGUUUGAGUUCAGUUGUUUAGAAAGAGAACUCUGAGAAUAGGGUUGUUGCGGAUCACAUUCGCUACAGAAACGUCAACGCUCACUGUUUAGUUUAUCAGUUCAGAAGGUUGUGUAUAGCCAUAAUGUAAUUAGUAAUAGAAAACUUUACUUAUUUAUUAAUUGAUAUUUUUCGUUUCUAGACUUGGCAAGGCAUUUACCUGAUUGGUGUAGUUCUCCUAACUGUUAUUUCACUAGCUUUUCAAUUUCAUCCUUCAUUUCUGACAUCUCGCUGGGCUUCAAGGCGACUGCUGCUCUUCUGUGGCUUGGUUGCAUAUGGUAUUGGGCCAUCACUUCACUGGGCUCUGCUUCUUGGGGGAUGGAAUAGCUUCACUGUCAGAGUAUGUGAUACAUAAGCCCUAAUUACAGUAAAACUUAUUGUAUAUAAUUAGUAAAUUUAAUUGAAAAAUGGUUAACUGUUCUUUGCAAGAGCUGGCAAUAAUUGGUUGCACAAUUCAAGCUCACCAAGACACAGAGACCCUAGUUUAGAGUUGAGACCCCCCCACCCAAAAAAAAUGCCUAAAAACUCAGAUUGUUACUUGAAUGAUGAACUUGUACAAAGUAAUACCACUUGUCAUUAAAUAUGCCUUAUCAUCCUCAUCCAUGGAGUCGCAAAACAUGCCAAAAAGGCUCUUUCCUUUUUUUAGUGUUUAAGACGUUUUGCUUGGGGUAAAUUUGUUGCUGUUUCCUUUUUAGAUAGAUAGAGAUAGUUUAUUAAAAUAUCGAACAUGGCAGUCCGUAGACUCAAUUGCGUUACAAUUACUUAAAACUAAGAAUAAAUAAAUUCCAAAAAAAUAAAUACUAAUUGAAAUUAUAACAAAAAACAUUUCUAUAAAAAUGCGAAAAACUCUCUAUAUGUAACUAUGUACAAACUAGUCUAAAAAUUUAUGUACACAUACUUGGAAUAAAAGUAUUGUUAAAACGAUUUGUAUGUGUAUGGGGCAUGGCAUAAGCCCUGAACUGUCUUAGAUUAUGUCUGUGUUCUCUCUUAGGAGGUAAGACAGGCACAAAUUUGUGAUCUGGGCAUGACGUGAUAGACUCGAAAAGCUUGCUACACAGAGCCACGCGUCUAGCGUGCAAGGUUACUAAAUCGAACCUGACCAAACAUUGACCAAAUAUUAGAUAACCUGACCAACAUUAGAUAACCUAACCAAACAUUAGAUAAUAAGGGUCUGUUUCAGGGCAUGGUGAGUGCAUGAACUUCUAAGUAUUGAGGAGGGGCCUAUAUUUUUUAUGGAGGAGAAUGGGCGAGUGAAAACUGAUAAAUAAAUGUAUUUUACUUUAGGUAAGUGCAAUUUGAAUGUCACUCGCCCAGGUGGUGAGUGCUCCAAAAUUUUAGUUUUCAACCCUGUAACCCUGGUGUAGAAAUUUAUGGGUGCAUUUGAGAAGAAGCUUGAUCGAAAUAAAAAGUAAAGUGCUGCAUGGUUAUAAUGAAUAUGAAACCAAAAUUAAUCAUACUCUCUCCAAGCAUUCAAAACUUGAAGUUGUAAUUGUGUAAAUUGGCUUUGGUAUUAAAUGGUCUUCAAACAUGGUGUGCCAAUGAAAUUCUUGAAUGUUAUGAAUUAUUAUUAUGUUACUUUCCUUGUAAUAUAGACCUAGCUAAAUGGUAUCAUAUUUUUCUGUCUUUUAGCUCUUUCUUCCAAAGGUAGUUGUGAUGUAUUUGCUAGGAGUACUUGCCCUAGGAUUUUAUGCUUUCAAAAUUCCUGAACGAUACUUCCCAGGUACAUGUGGUAAAUUAUAUGGUCAAUGUAUGAAUACCCUGCGAGCAGUGGUUUCUCCAGGCUGGGCGUUACUUUACAAAGGGAGAGAAACCACUGUGAGCAACCAUUUGCUCUUCCGUCAGGCAUGCACAUCCACAUGAUGCCUACAUAAAACGUCAAAUAACAUCACGUUCUCUUGAUUCGCAAGAAACAUUUAGGGACUUUAGGAUCCAACAACAUGACAGCAGCAAGAAUGUCAAACAACAAGAGGUUCAAUAGUGCUUUCCACACUUUUUUAUACAUUUCUUUAAUACCGUUUUUAUGUGACUGUGAAGUGAAAAUGCCUAAUUUUGCGUUUAAUGAAGAACAUAAAAGAGCAACAAUGAAAUUUUAUUUCUCUUUCUGAAAUUGGAUAUGGUCCUGGGAAUUCAACUCUAGUUGGGUUCACCUACAUUAUUUUUAAAAUUAAAAAAGUAAGUGCGUAGGAGUAGUCAUGAUGAAGAAAAAUUCACUGCAGGCUCAUGUUAAGGUGGCAGUUAUAAGAGUAAGCAAAUGUGCCAGAGUCUUAACUUGCUUCUAUACAGGUUUUACCUGUUCAAAGUUAAUUUAUUUGUCCAAAUAAGCAAAUGGUUUCUCACAGGGUAAUGUAUGAACCCAUUUAUAGAUACAAACUAUUAUGCUAUAAAAACCAAUGCAUUUUAUAGCAUAAUUUUCAGAUGUAAUAUAAUAUUAUAGGAGCUAGCAUGAAGGUUGAAAAGCAGUCAAAUAAAUAUCAAAGUGGGUGUUCAAAAUGGCCAAAGCGCAGAUGGUUGUUUGAGAGCAGCUUCAAGGUGUCUAGAUUUGGGAACAGGUGAAACACUGAGCAGCCAUCUGUAUCAAGUGUUCAUGAUCAGUAAUUCUUAAAGAAUUUCAAAGCAAAAGUUCACAAAAUUUUAUGGUUAUUAUAAUCCAGUAACCAAACCACCGAUGCAGUAGUGAUUUCCUUUGUUAAGUCAUGAAUUGUUAAGGAUCAGUUUGAGAAGUACUUGACUGAUGUUUUGUCUGGUAUUCUACCACCAUGAUAUAAACCAGUGGAGUCUGGUGAUUACAAAUAUGAUAGCUUAGUCCAGAAUCACCACUUAUUUCUGAUCAGUAUUCACUCUACCUUAUAAGAAGUAAAUCAGAUAAGACUGAAGUGAUGUCAUAAUUCUUCUCAAAAUUUGCUUUGUGGGGUGAGGUGCAAGGCGGACUUAUACAAACAAAAGUUGCUUUGUUUGUGUUUUGGUUUGUUUUUAUUUUUAUCUCUCGGUCUCUUUUCUACUCUGUAGUAGUAGAAAAGGUAAUGAAUUUGUCUCAUGAAGAAUUUUACCUUGUAAUUGUCAUUCUUGUUGAUUUUCUUUUUUAUUGUUAUUUUUUCAGGUAAAGUAAAUUUUGUGGGCUCUAGCCAUCAAUGGUGGCACUUAUUUAUUGUGUUAGCUUAUUACUGGUGGCAUAGAUCCAAUGUUAUCUACAUGAAGUAUAGACUCAAAUACCAGUGUUCAGCUUAUGAUGAACUCGCUUCUUCAGAAUUGCCAUUUGAGUUUUUAUAA
This is a messenger RNA of Porites lobata, 7399 nucleotides long. The record is from the annotation of a GenBank genome assembly. NCBI's taxonomy places the organism in Eukaryota, Metazoa, Cnidaria, Anthozoa, Scleractinia, Poritidae.